GCCGGUGGGAAAGUUCCAAAAGUAUCUGGCAGGAGUCGCUAGGUGGCGACCUUGCAUGACGUCAUAGGUCAUUUCUGACGGAAAAAUCGGCAAGUCCGGGAAUAGCAAAAUUAUUUCCUGUUGAACCAUUUGGGCGUUAAGAAGUGUCUCCAGAAUGGCCGGCAAGUACAAGAUUGUGAUGGUGCGCCAUGGUGAGUCGGAGUGGAAUCAGAAGAAUCUCUUCUGUGGCUGGUUCGAUGCUGAUCUGAGUGACAAGGGGCGCGAAGAGGCCAAAUCAGCUGGUCAGGCCAUCAAGGAUGCCGGUCUUAAAUUUGAUGUAGCUCAUACAUCCCUCUUGACCCGUGCUCAGAAUACCCUGGCAUCGAUCCUGCAGGAGAGUGGUCAGACGGGUAUUCCUAUUGAGAAGACCUGGCGUCUCAAUGAGCGUCACUACGGUGGUCUUACUGGACUCAAUAAGGCCGAAACUGCAGCCAAAUAUGGAGAACAGCAGGUACAGAUCUGGAGACGCAGCUUCGAUGUGCCUCCGCCACCAAUGGAGCCCGAUCAUCCAUACUACGAUAAGAUUGUCAAAGAUCCUCGCUAUGCUGGAGAUCCCAAGCCUGGAGAGUUCCCAAUGUUUGAAUCCCUUAAGCUCACUAUUGAACGCACUCUACCCUACUGGAACAGCGUUAUUGUGCCCCAGAUGCAGGCUGGAAAGAAGAUCAUCAUUGCUGCCCAUGGAAACAGCCUCCGGGGCAUCGUUAAGCACCUUGACAAUAUGAGUGAUGCUGCCAUCAUGGAGUUGAAUCUUCCAACAGGUAUCCCCUUUGUCUACGAAUUGGACGAAAACCUCAAGCCUGUGGUGUCCAUGAAAUUCCUGGGUGAUGAAGAGACUGUCCGGAAGGCCAUGGAGAGUGUGGCCGCCCAAGGCAAAGCCAAAUAGAGAAUCACUAUCAGCACCCGCCGUAUUUAUCAUAUUUAUUCGAACGAGGAGAAUCGUUGUAAAAUAAUCCGGUGAACUAAAUGUGAAUUAAAUUGCAAUUGUUGCGCCUAAAUUUA
This is a messenger RNA of Phlebotomus papatasi, 1038 nucleotides long. RefSeq names its product phosphoglycerate mutase 2. Lineage: Eukaryota; Metazoa; Arthropoda; Insecta; Diptera; Psychodidae. The record is from RefSeq and is a predicted model, not a curated record. Gene Ontology annotation, molecular function: intramolecular phosphotransferase activity. Bases 155 to 922 code for a protein of 255 amino acids. Gene Ontology annotation, biological process: glycolytic process. The transcript has 2 exons.